This is a messenger RNA of Chionomys nivalis (European snow vole), 3136 nucleotides long. RefSeq names its product estrogen-induced osteoclastogenesis regulator 1 (gene Eeig1). The record is from RefSeq and is a predicted model, not a curated record. Lineage: Eukaryota; Metazoa; Chordata; Mammalia; Rodentia; Cricetidae. The transcript has 11 exons. The coding region runs from base 680 to 1837 and encodes 385 amino acids.
GUGCUGGAUGAGGCAGAAGCCACCCGGCCGGGUCGCAAGGCGCCUCAGGCUCGGUCAGGGCAGGCGCGGCGUGGGUCCCAGGACUGAGUCGGAGGCCGAACGGUACACGUUCCCUGCCCGGCAGCGCCUCCCGGAGAGGUCCCUGCGGCGUCCGGGCGAACGUUUAGGUGGCUUCCGCUUCCCGGGGCCUCACCUGCGCAGGCGGCGGGGCGCCAGGUGCGGAGGCGUGUGCGCCGCCUGGGCGCCUCCCCCGGCCGCCAGCGGGGCGAAGGCGGGGCCGCAGUCCGGGCCUCCCGCGGCUCGCCCGGUCGCCUCAGUCUCAGCGGUCAGCCGGGCCCCGCGGUUCGGGAUGCUGUUGCCUGCUCACGAGCCGCCCUCCACGCUUGCCCCCGCCGCCGGGGCCGCGCCUCGCUGUUUACAUGCCGGUGGAGCCCGGGCCCCCCGAAGGUGAAAGUAGCCGACCCACAAGACUGGUCCCUCAGACCCGGGGCUCCGGACUCAGAUCCUGCCCUGCAGCCUCCGCCGCCAUCUGGACUGGAUCCGGCUCUGGUGUUUUUUGAGGAGGGGGGGGUGUGAUUUCGGGAAAGGGAUCCUGGGGAUUUCUGGGACCCCUCUUUUUUCUUUUUCUAUAUAUAUAUAUUUUUUGGCCCUGCGGGCUUAAGACUCAGGGAACUCGCUCAUGGCUUUUUUGAUGAAGAAGAAGAAAUUCAAAUUCCAAACCACUUUCACCCUGGAGGAGCUGACUGCGGUCCCCUUCGUGAACGGGGUCCUCUUUUGCAAAGUCCGGCUGCUGGAUGGCGGGGAUUUUGUCAGUUUGUCGUCCAGGGAGGAGGUACAGGAGAAUUGUGUACGAUGGCGGAAGAGGUUCACUUUUGUGUGUAAGAUGAGUGCCAACCCGGCCACAGGCCUGCUAGACCCCUGCAUCUUUCGAGUGUCCGUGCGCAAGGAGCUGAAAGGCGGGAAGGCGUAUUCCAAGCUUGGCUUCACUGACUUGAACCUGGCUGAGUUUGCAGGCUCAGGCUCCACCGUACGCUGCUGCCUAUUGGAGGGAUAUGAUACCAAGAACACUCGCCAGGACAACUCCAUCCUCAAGGUCACUAUUGGCAUGUUCCUGCUCUCUGGAGACCCCUGUUUUAAGACGCCACCAUCUACUGCCAAGUCCAUCUCCAUCCCGGGCCAGGACUCCUCCCUGCAGCUGACAUGUAAAGGUGGUGGAACCAGCAGCGGUGGCAGCAGUAGCACCAAUUCCCUGACUGGGUCCCGGCCCCACAAGGCCCGGCCCACCAUCCUGGGUUCAGGACUUCCAGAGGAGCCAGAGCAGAGCCUGUCCAGUCCCGAGGAGGUGUUCCACUCUGGCCACUCCCGCAACUCCAGCUACGCCAGCCAGCAGUCCAAGCUGUCUGGUUACAGCACAGAGCACUCUCGCUCCUCCAGCCUGUCUGACUUGACACACCGCAGAAACACGUCCACUAGUAGCAGCACCUCUGGUGGCCUCAGCAUGACUGUAGAGGGUCCUGAGGGCAUCGACAGGGAACACCGGCCCCCGGAGAAGCCACCUCGACCCCCACGACCCCUGCAUCUGUCUGACCGCUCAUUUCGGCGAAAGAAGGACUCAGUGGAGAGCCACCCAACCUGGGUGGAUGAUACUCGCAUUGAUGCGGAUGACAUUGUGGAGAAGAUAAUGCAGAGCCAGGACUUCACCGAUGGCAGCAAUACUGAGGACAGUAACCUUCGGCUGUUCGUGAGCCGUGAUGGCUCCACCACGUUGAGUGGCAUUCAGCUGGCCAACAGAGUCUCCUCUGGAGUCUAUGAGCCUGUCGUGAUUGAAAGCCAUUGAGGGACCAGGUCUGAGGAAGGGCCCUGUCGUCUCUUGCACCCAGGUCAGCAGCGUUCCUGGAGGAGCUGGAAGCUGCCCUUCAGAUCUGCUCUGCAUCGCGCCUGUGCCUCCUCGUACUCUAGCCACACCAGCCCCAAAGCAUCAUUCCAUUGUCCUUCGUCCACCCCGAACCACUGGUCCCGGGUGCCACUGUGAAUAUUGUCCUCUGAACCACUAGAAAAUGGGGAAGAUGGAGCUGGCCAGGACUGCCCAAACUAGAGAGGACCUGGGCCCGGCAAAGGUCACAGCCACUCCUUCAUGUUGGGGUGCUUGUGGCUGCCACCCCCAUGACCUGCUUAUUGCAGGAGCAACAGCUUCAGCCAGUCUAACAGGGUUCUUGCUCCUUCGCCUUGCCCUUGAGGAGCUGGACCCUCCCCAGAAUCCUGACACCUCUGACCCUCUGCUUAGUGCUUCAGCUGUCCUUAUAUCCUGAGGAGACCUGCUGGCAGCUUUCUCCUGGGAGCCAAGACCUCAACCCCACCUCCCUCGUCAAAUGUUCUCCUGCUGCCCUGCAGCCUGCACUUUGCACGUGCUUGUCCCCAACACAGCCACCGAUCCUUGCCCUUAUCCCAGACUCCUGGGUGCUGUCUGCUGUGCAGCCAGACCUAGGGUACAGUCGCCCGGCUGGAACGUGGCACUGCCCUUUCCCUCUAAUUAUCCCCAGUUCAGACCCAAGAGCAGGGCCUAGAAAGGUCUGAGCAUCAUGGUGCCAUCUGCUCAGGGCUGGGUCCUGAGCAGCUGGCCUUCCUGCAGGAAAGGAAGGGUGGGACCCAGCUGUGCUGGGUAAGCAAAGGCCUCUCUUCCUCUGCUCUUCUGUCAACAGGCCUGGGCUGGGUUCCAGGCUGGAGAGGCAGUCAGCCAGGUGGGCUGUGACUGCAUGGACUGGAGCUGGUUUAUGGCCAGACAAGCCUCAGCCCUCUGGGCAAGGGGCACGCUUUCCCUGGGGAGUCUGGUCCUGUGCCCUGCUCAGGCCUUCCCCUUACUACCCACCCUCUUGGUACCUCCCCAGCCCCAGCACUUUUUGUGUCUUCUGUAAUUCGCUUAAAGGAGGAGGGUACUGGCUGCCAGUUCGGCCCUGGAUAAAUUCCCACCCCGUGUAAGUUUCACUCGUUUUGUAUGAACCCAGCAGGCUGGCGUUUCCUUAGCCUUUAGGUAUUUUCCUUUUCCUCCUAAGUUCACAGCUUGGAAUUCCCUCCUCCCCCAGCAAGGGGAGGUAGGUGCCUCUGUUCCCCACUCCACCUACAUCUCAGCAGGGCUGGG